AUAACGUACAAGCAAUAUAAAUAUUCCAUUUCUACAAACAAAAAUAAAACUUGACGUGUAUCAAAUGUCACAAAUACCACGUAUGAAUUUAACUGACACUGACAGUUGACGGAUCGGGUCCCUGUAAUUAAUUGUACCUAGGUAUAAUGGUAUACGUAAAAUAUGUAAUGUAUGUCAUUAACAAAGAUCGAAUGCGAGAACCCUAUAUUUUUAUCUUGAUCUACGUCAUUUGCCGAUGUAGAUUAGAUAGUAGAUCUUGUUAUAACGGAAUACCUAUACAAAAUACCUACCUACUGAGAAAUACGAUUCUAGAUAUGAUUACCGGUACUCAAAUACAAAAGUAUUUAUAGUAAUCAAAGUAACGAAUACUGUAAAUUAUUACUUUAUACAAAAGUAACGAUUUGUAACGAAUACUCGAAAGUAACUAUAAUUAAUCAACAUCACUACAGAGAAAGCCAGUCCAUUCCAUGGCAUUCGAUACGACGAACACCGAAGUAUAUAAGACGGAGAGAUUCAUUCAGCAGGCCAGUCAGUUAUCGACGCGUAAUAAUUGAAUUUCGAAUUAAGUUGUUUUAUCGCGCGCUCGCCGUGUAUUUUAAAAUGUAUUUAGAGUUAUUGGAAUUAUUAUGUUUAAGUUAGUAAAAUAAUAAAUUAGAUGUGUUAGCUUGAGUUAUUUAUUUACCAAUGAUGUUACCAAUGCAAUCUAAAAUCUCUACGAUUAACCGAAUGCAAACCAUCUUUGACCAACCACCUGUUUCCAACCAAAACAUAACCGAUUCAGACAAUUAUAGUUCCUUCCAAAUAGAUUCAAAUAAUUAUUGUUACCACCAAAAUAGUACUGAAGAGUUAAAGCAACUACCUCGAAGUAUAAACGAUGAACAGAUGAAAUCAACUACCAAAGAAAUAAAAUUUAGUGAUGAAAUUACAAUUGCAAGUAACAAUAAUAAUGAAUAUACUGCCGUGAACAGUACUCUGUAUACUGGAACGUUGACUGAAGUCCAAAUAGAUUCAAAUAAUUCUAGUCGCCACCAAAAUAGUACUGGAGGGUUAAAAGAACUACCUUCAAUUGCAAACGUCGAGCAGCUGAAAUCGAAUGUCACAGAAAUAAAAUUUAGUGAUGAAAUUACAAUUGUAGGUAAAGAUAAUAAUGAAGAUUUUGUAGUGGAAAGCACUCCGCUUACUGAAACGUUGACUGAAGUCCAAAUGGUUUCAAAUAGUUCUAGUUUCCAUCAAAAUAGUACUGGAGAGUUAAAGGAACUACUUUCAAUUGUAAACGCCGAAAAGCUGAAAUCAAAUAUCAAAGAAAUAAAAUUUAUUGAUGAAAUUACAAUCGCAGGUAACAUUAAUAAGGAAGAUUCUUUAGCGGAAAGCACACUGCUUACUGAAACGUUGACUGAAGUCCAAAUAGAUUCAAAUAGUUCUAGUUGCCACCAAAAUAGUACUGGAGGGUUAAAAGAACCACCUUCAAUUGCAAACGUCGAACAGCUGAAAUCAAAUAUCAAAGGAAUAAAAUUUAGUGAUAAAAUUACAAUUGUAGGUAAAGAUAAUAAUGAAGAUUUUGCAGUGGAAAGUACUCUGCCUACUGAAACGUUGACUGAAGUACAAAUGGUUUCAAAUAGUUCUAGUUUCCAUCAAAAUAGUACUGGAGAGUUAAAGGAAUUACAUUCAAUUAAAAACGUCGUACACCUGAAAUCACAUAUCAAAGAAAUAAAAUUUAGUGAUGAAAUUACAAUUGCAGGUAACAUUAAUAAUGAAGAUUCUGUCGCGGAAAGCACUCUGCGUACUGAAACGUUGACUGAAGUCCAAAUAGGUUCAAAUAGUUCUAGUUGCCACCAAAAUAGUACUGGUGAGUUAAAGGAACUACUUUCAAUUGUAAACGUCGAACAGCUGAAAUCAAAUAUCAAAGAAAUAAAAUUUAUUGAUGAAAUUACAAUUGCAGGUAACAUUAAUAAUGAAGAUUCUGUAGCGGAAAGCACUCUGCUCACUGAAACGUUGACUGAAGUCCAAAUAGGUUCAAAUAGUUCUAGUUGCCACCAAAAUAGUACUGAAGGGUUAAAGGAACUACCUUCAAUUGCAAACGUCGAACAGCGAGCGUCGAACAAAAUAACAAUUAAACAUAACAUUAAUAAUGCAAAUUCUGCAGUGAAUGUGCCAGAAACAGAAACGGUAAUUGAAGUCCCAAUGGAUUUAAAGGGUUCUAUUUGUCACCAAAACAAUACUGAAGGAUUAAAGGAAAUAUCUCCAAGUACAAACGUCAUACAGGUGAAACCAAAUAUCAAAGUAAUAUUAGGUGAUGAAAUAACAAUUGCAGAUAACGUUAAUAAUGAAGGUUCUACAAUGAAGAGUUCAUUGCCUACCGAAAUUUUAAUUGAAGAACUCCACAACAGAUCAGACGGCCUUAUUUCUGCAUUAGGUUUAGAGUUAGAUAAAGAACAACCGCAAGAAAUAGUUGCGAAUAUAGAAAGGGACAGAAGUUCUUAUUUUCUGGUUAAUAUACUAGCAGGUACACAAUUCAAAGGAUUUGAUAGGUCAGUGGCUACUAGUGAUGAUAACAAUAGCAAAAUACAAUAUAAACGUAAACAGACAAAAAGCAUUUUAAAGCGAAAGAAUAGUGUGGAAGAAAACAAAGAACCACAAGCUAAAAAAAGAAAAAAAGGCAUUACUUUUGACAGUGUUACCAUCUUCCAAUUUCCCAGAGCGCAAGGUUUUACUUGCAUUCCCACACAGGGUGGUUGCACCUUAGGCAUGGAAGCUCACCAUUCUGAUAAAAAGACGUUCUCCGUAGCGGAACAUGCCUUAGAAAAAAGAAACCGUAGAGAGGUCGUGCAAAAACAUCGAUCUCAUAAACGUAAUGGUACACGUGGAAAGAAAAUAUGUAACGAAAAAACGAACGUUAAGGAUGCGCCAUACGAAGGAUCAGACAAAGACAAUUCAGAUGUAUUACAACGACUCCAUUUAUCUCAGCGAAGAGCUUUGCUACGAGCUGCUGGCGUGACAAGGAUAGAUAUGACAGAAAGUGAUGAGUGUAGGAAUAUUCGAACAUCUAGAAUGUUAUGUGGAUGUGGAUGUAAAGAAAAUUGUGAUCCUGAUACUUGUUCCUGUAGUCAGUCGGGAAUCGAAUGUCAAGUAGAUGCAGAUCAUUUUCCAUGUAAAUGUUCCAGAGAGAACUGUAGGAACUUAAAAGGAAGAAUCGAGUUUAGUAAAGAUAGAGUUAGAAUUCAUUAUACACGUACACUUAUGAGGACAAAUCUCAAUAAACAAGAAGACUGGAUGGCAAGAUUGGAUGGACAAGACCUAACACCCGUACUACAGCAGAACCAAAGUUUCGCGGGUUGUGUCAUCGAUAACUAUUUUAACCCUUAGUCUCCCGACGGUACUUUUUAGAACCACCAAAUUCAGGUACCCUUAAAUCCCAAGUGUUAAAGUAUAUUUUUUAAGAAUGUUUUGUUAAAUAUCAUUUAUUAGUUAUCAACUGAUGUUUAAUACUUCAAAUGUCAUUCAAACGAUUUAGUGUUAAAUACACAAUAAGAUUUAUAGGUUCUUUAAAGGAUCCUUGGAAAGCAACUAUGCUUUUAGCUUAUUUUAAAAAAUUAUGACCGAAAAAAUAAGGCGGACUUAAAAGUACACUUUUAUUAAUCAGUUAUGUAUAUGAAAUAUUUUGUUACGAGAAAGCAACCUUACCUAAGUCAACAAGAAUGUUGGUGCUUCUCUAUAAUGUGAUAAUAAAGUUUAAUGUUUUACAAAA
Messenger RNA from Diabrotica virgifera virgifera (western corn rootworm), 3745 nucleotides. RefSeq lists its product as uncharacterized. The record is from RefSeq and is a predicted model, not a curated record. Gene Ontology annotation, cellular component: nucleus. Gene Ontology annotation, molecular function: sequence-specific DNA binding; DNA-binding transcription factor activity, RNA polymerase II-specific. The transcript has 3 exons. Gene Ontology annotation, biological process: regulation of transcription by RNA polymerase II. The coding region runs from base 685 to 3363 and encodes 892 amino acids. Lineage: Eukaryota; Metazoa; Arthropoda; Insecta; Coleoptera; Chrysomelidae.